Messenger RNA from Papaver somniferum (opium poppy), 624 nucleotides. RefSeq names its product putative F-box protein At1g32420. The record is from RefSeq and is a predicted model, not a curated record. NCBI's taxonomy places the organism in Eukaryota, Viridiplantae, Streptophyta, Magnoliopsida, Ranunculales, Papaveraceae. The transcript has 2 exons. Bases 1 to 624 code for a protein of 207 amino acids.
AUGACAGACGAUGAGCCACUGAAUCAGUACCAGAAAGCAAAUGAUUCUAUUGAUGAUUAUGAUUAUAAUAAACGUAUUUACUAUUUCGAAUAUGAUGAUAAUGAGGAUUGGAAUUAUGUUAAACCCUUUCACAGAAAGAUCACUUUAGAAACUCCAUGCUGUGAAGCUUACAUCUUAAUUGGUUCGUUUAAUGGUUUGAUAUGUAUUUAUGGAUCUCGACCUACUAUUCCUGAUGCUUCUGGCCCUGCUAUUAUUUUUAACCCGGUGACAAAAGAAUUCAUUGUACUGCCAGAUUUUGACUGCUAUCCCGAAUAUGACAUAAAAGGUGAAAAUUCACGUCGAUGUUAUCAUUUGGCAUGUGGAUUUGGUUACCUUGCCGGAACAAAUGAGUACAAAGUUGUCCGGAUAUGUGAUUAUGCUGGAGAACCUAAGGUUGUCGAGGUGGAGGUGUACACUGUUGGAAGCGGUAAGGGAUGGAGACGUGUUGGAAAGUUCGAUUUUGGUUUUCGAUUUAACCCACAUUGGGAGCAUACGCAUGGUGUGUUUCUGAAUGAAGCUCUUUAUUGGAAAAAUACUGAUGGAGGAAUGAUUGUGGUUUUCGAUCUGGCUGGUGAAAAAUACUGA